This is a messenger RNA of Pseudonaja textilis, 1242 nucleotides long. NCBI's taxonomy places the organism in Eukaryota, Metazoa, Chordata, Lepidosauria, Squamata, Elapidae. The record is from RefSeq and is a predicted model, not a curated record.
AGAUCCCUCUCCCUCCACGAAUACGUCAGCAUGGAGUUGCUGAAGGAGGCCGGCGUCGCGGUGCCGAAGGCUGUGGUGGCAGCCAGCCCCGCUGAGGCCUUCCGGGCCGCCGAGGAGAUCGGGACGGAGGACCUGGUGGUGAAGGCCCAGGUCUUGGCCGGGGGCCGGGCGCAAGGGACCUUCAAAGGCGGGCUGAAGGGCGGCGUGCAGAUGGUCUCCUCGCCGGAGGAAGCCCAAGUGGCGGCCGCUGGCAUGAUCAGCCGGAAACUCCUCACCAAGCAGACCGGUCAAGCCGGGAGGAUCUGCCAGCGCGUCCUCGUCUGCGAACGCCGCUACUUGCGGAAGGAAUACUACUUCGCCGUCGCUCUAGAGGGGGCCUUCCAGGGGCCCGUCCUGAUCGGCAGCGCCCGAGGCGGGGUCAACAUCGAGGAGGUGGCAUCCGAGGAGCCGUCGGCCAUCUUGAAAGAGCCCGUCGACAUCGCCGAGGGCCUCCGGGAGGAGCAGGCCCUCCACCUGGCCCGCCGGAUGGGCUUCCCGGAGAAAUCGGCAUCGGCGGCCGCCAAGAACAUGCUCAAGCUCUACGGGCUCUUCCUCCGGUACGACGCGCUGCUGGUAGAGGUCAACCCGCUGGCGGAGGACGCGGCCGGAAGGGUGGUGUGUGUGGACGCCAAGAUCAACUUGGAUGACAACGCGGCAUUCCGUCAGGCGGGCGUCUUCGGGCAGCGGGAUUGGUCGCAGGCAGAUGAGAAGGAGCGGGAGGCGUCCGAGGCCGGGCUGAACUACGUCGUGUUGGAAGGGGACAUCGGGUGCUUGGUCAACGGGGCGGGCUUGGCCAUGGCCACCAUGGACCUGAUCCAGCUCCACGGCGGCAGGCCAGCCAACUUCCUGGACGUGGGCGGAGGGGCGACGGCGGAGCAGGUGAAGGAGGCCUUCAAGCUGAUCACCUCAGACGCCGGGGUCAAGUCCAUCCUUGUCAACAUCUUUGGAGGCAUCAUGCGCUGCGACACCAUCGCCGAAGGGAUCCUGCUGGCGGCCGGUGAGCUGGCGCUGAAGAUCCCCGUGGUGGUCCGCUUGCAGGGCACCGGGGUGGACCGGGCGAAGGCCUUGAUAGUCGAGAGCCAGCUGGAGAUCUUGCCCUGCGACGAGCUGGACCAGGCGGCCAAAGCGGCCGUGGGCCUCUCCAAAAUCGUGACGUUGGCCAAGGAAGCCCGCCUGGAGGUGAGCUUCCAGUGGAGGAUCUGA